Messenger RNA from Girardinichthys multiradiatus, 2263 nucleotides. RefSeq names its product tryptophan hydroxylase 1 (tryptophan 5-monooxygenase) a (gene tph1a). The coding region runs from base 95 to 1537 and encodes 480 amino acids. The transcript is spliced from 11 exons. Gene Ontology annotation, biological process: aromatic amino acid metabolic process; serotonin biosynthetic process. NCBI's taxonomy places the organism in Eukaryota, Metazoa, Chordata, Actinopteri, Cyprinodontiformes, Goodeidae. Gene Ontology annotation, molecular function: iron ion binding; tryptophan 5-monooxygenase activity. The record is from RefSeq and is a predicted model, not a curated record. Gene Ontology annotation, cellular component: neuron projection.
CCCCCCCCCCUUAAAAGAAGGCGUAGGCUAAUUUGAGUAAUUUAGCUGCGUAAAAACUAGAUAAAAACACCUUAAUAAACUGGAGCACCUUAACAUGUACUCGAAUAAGGUGGAAGGACCACGCAGAGGAAGAUCCUUUGACUCCAUGAACAUAGGCUUUGAGGAAAAACUGCUCAACAAUGAGAUAAACAAGUCAACCUUCACAAAAAUCGAAGAAGACACAGAAAAGAAGAAUUCAUCAGAGAAAGGGAGGGCAACGAUCAUCUUCUCUCUCAAAAAUGAAGUGGGAGGACUUGUGAAGGCUCUCAAACUCUUCCAAGAAAACCAUGUCAACCUCGUACACAUUGAGUCCAGAAAAUCCAAAAGACGCAACUCUGAGUUUGAAAUCUUCGUGGACUGUGACAGCAACCACGAACAACUAAACAAAAUCAUCCAUCUACUUCGGAAGCAUGUGAAUGUGGUAGACAUGGACCCUCCAGAUAACUCCUGUCUGCUUGAAGAAGACAUGUAUGACGUACCUUGGUUCCCAAAGAAAAUUUCCGACUUGGACAAAUGUGCUAACCGUGUCUUGAUGUAUGGCUCUGAGCUGGAUGCUGACCACCCGGGUUUUAAGGACAACGUCUACCGCAAAAGAAGAAAGUAUUUUGCUGAUCUUGCUAUGGCCUACAGACAUGGGGAUCCCAUCCCUCAUAUUGAGUUCACAGAGGAAGAAGUGAAGACUUGGGGUGUUGUGUACAGGGAGCUGAACAAGUUGUACCCCACCCACGCUUGUCGAGAAUAUUUGAAGAACCUGCCACUGCUCUCCAAAUACUGUGAAUGUCGGGAGGACAACAUCCCUCAGCUGGAGGAUGUUUCACGCUUUCUCAAAGAACGAUCUGGAUUCACCAUCAGACCUGUAGCAGGUUAUCUGUCCCCAAGGGACUUCCUCGCUGGUUUGGCCUUCCGGGUUUUCCACUGUACUCAAUAUGUGCGGCACAGCUCUGACCCCCUAUACACCCCAGAGCCGGACACAUGCCAUGAACUGCUGGGACACGUCCCACUGCUAGCAGAGCCCAGCUUCGCCCAGUUUUCUCAGGAGAUCGGUCUUGCUUCGCUCGGGGCCUCGGAUGAUUCUGUUCAGAAACUGGCCACAUGCUACUUCUUCACAGUGGAGUUUGGCCUAUGCAAACAAGAAGGGCAGCUGCGAGCAUAUGGAGCUGGACUGUUGUCAUCUAUCAGUGAGCUUAAGCAUGCACUCUCUGGAACUGCAAGGAUAAUGCCUUUUGACCCCAAAGUUACAUGCAAGCAGGAAUGCAUUAUCACCACAUUUCAGGAUGUGUACUUUGUGUCAGACAGUUUUGAGGAGGCCAAAGUCAAGAUGAGGGAGUUUGCCAAGACCAUCAAACGUCCCUUCACAGUUCGAUACAACCCCUACACCCAGAGUGUAGAUGUACUGAAAGACACCCCCAGCAUCAAUAGCGUGGUCGAGGAGCUCCGACAUGAGCUUGACAUCGUGGGCGACGCUCUCAGUAGGCUCAAUAAGCAACUGGGCGUCUGAAUGAACGAGGCACAGCUAAAGUUUGCUGUCUCUGGACCAUCCACGCUCACUAUGUGAUCUCCAGUGCUGCUGUAAAGAUGUCUGCUUGUGUUUUUGUCACUGAAAUGAAUGUGCAUCUCUUUAUGGGAAAUUUCUCUGUUGUCCUCACUGUGUGGUAUAUAGUUUAAACUAUUUACAAGUAAAAUAGAUAGCUGUGUUUAACUUUAAUGUCAGUACGUUCCACAAACCCAAAGAGCUGCUUGAUCUGACACAAUAAUUCUGCUUCCAUUGUGCUGAAUUCUGUAUCGCAAACAUUCAAUGUGCUUUGACUUUAAAAAAAAAACAUUCCCUGUUGUUACUAACACUUAAAAUAAGCUCUGGUGUUGUGUAACUGUUAUUUUUUUGUAAUGUAUUUGUUCUGCUCUUCAGUGAUAAUCUUUAUCUUGUUUUUAUUCUUUUGUUGUUUGUAUUCUGGUCUCUUCUGUGUGCUGUUUAAAGGACAUUAUGAAAGAUAAAAAUUAACUCACCAGUGUUAUAAGAAUGCUUUCAUAAUUGAUUAUGACAGACUGGCCUGUGUACACAGUUUGUUUUACAGUGAUAAUUUUGAAUACUUCUUCCUAAAGUGAAUACAGUUGUCGUAGUCUGGAAAUUCAAACAUUAUUUUUCUACUGUAAAGAAUAAUAGGGACUAGGAGUAGGCUGUGUAUAAAACUGGAAAAAAAAAAACACAAUAAAAAGUUGGAUUGUG